This is a messenger RNA of Racocetra persica, 126 nucleotides long. NCBI's taxonomy places the organism in Eukaryota, Fungi, Glomeromycota, Glomeromycetes, Diversisporales, Gigasporaceae. The record is from the annotation of a GenBank genome assembly.
AGUCUUAGUUUUCGAGAAGAAAGCACUGUUCCAGCUUCACGUUUCAAAUUCCGUAAUAUUAAUUUUAUAAAGGUUGCGAUUGCGCGCUAUUUAAAUACACAGACUGCCACCAUAGUAGAAGAGUAA